AUGAUAUUAAACCUGUUUGACCAAUUUCUCACGCCACAAAUACUAGGUAUCCCACUGAUCCUAUUAGCAAUACUUCUACCAACCAUACUCUUCACACCACCAGCCCGCCUCGUACCAACCCGCCUAGGGGCAAUCAAGCUCUGACUGACCACAAUAUUCACAAAGCAACUAAUACAACCAAUCAACCAACCCGGCCACACAUGAACACUCCCGCUACUAAUGCUAAUAUACUACCUACUAACAACAAACCUCCUCGGGCUUCUACCAUACACAUUCACACCAACAACACAACUCUCAAUAAACAUAUGCCUUGCAACCCCAAUAUGACUGACAACCAUCCUAAUUGGAUUCCGAAACCAGCCAACACAGGCACUAGGACACCUUCUGCCACUGGGCACCCCCACCGCACUAGUCCCAGCCCUUAUUCUCAUUGAAACCACUAGCCUCUUUAUUCGCCCAAUCGCCCUAGGAGUUCGACUGACCGCCAAUCUUACAGCAGGCCACCUGCUUAUCCAACUAACAUCCACCGCCGUACUAGCCAUAGCAUCACUUUCCACCACAACCUCUCUUGCCCUCUUCUCACUACUCCUGCUCCUCACAUGCCUGGAACUCGCGGUUGCCAUAAUUCAAGCAUAUGUUUUCGUCCUACUUCUCAGCCUGUACCUACAAGAAAAUGUUUAAUGACCCACCAAGCCCACAGCUACCACAUAGUUGACCCAAGCCCAUGGCCACUUACCGGGGCCAUCGCAGCACUCCUUAUGACAUCCGGCUUGGCCAUGUGGUUCCACCACAACCAGGCCCUAUUACUCAUCACAGGACUAACCGUAACCCUACUCACAAUAUACCAAUGAUGACGAGACAUGGUUCGUGAGGGCACCCACCAAGGCCUACACACAUGACCAGUCCAACAAGGACUACGCUACGGAAUAAUCUUAUUCAUCAUUUCGGAGGUCUUCUUCUUCAUUGGCUUCUUUUGGGCAUUCUACCACUCAAGCCUGGCCCCAACACCAGAACUUGGUGGCCAAUGACCACCAAGUGGCGUAUCCCCAUUAGACCCGUUCGAAGUGCCCCUAUUAAACACUGCAGUCCUACUG
Messenger RNA from Sphaerodactylus townsendi, 1094 nucleotides. Its product is annotated as ATP synthase subunit a-like. The record is from RefSeq and is a predicted model, not a curated record. Gene Ontology annotation, biological process: proton motive force-driven ATP synthesis. The transcript has a single exon. Gene Ontology annotation, molecular function: proton transmembrane transporter activity. Lineage: Eukaryota; Metazoa; Chordata; Lepidosauria; Squamata; Sphaerodactylidae.